Messenger RNA from Mytilus trossulus (common blue mussel), 4218 nucleotides. RefSeq names its product serine-rich adhesin for platelets-like. Gene Ontology annotation, cellular component: cytoplasm. NCBI's taxonomy places the organism in Eukaryota, Metazoa, Mollusca, Bivalvia, Mytilida, Mytilidae. The coding region runs from base 121 to 4203 and encodes 1360 amino acids. Gene Ontology annotation, biological process: DNA catabolic process. The record is from RefSeq and is a predicted model, not a curated record. Gene Ontology annotation, molecular function: 3'-5'-DNA exonuclease activity; nucleic acid binding. The transcript is spliced from 12 exons.
CCAUAAAAAGACCAAAAAAUUGCACAUUUAUUUCAUUCGAUAUGCUACCGCCAGGGAUAUAAGAGUAAUUACAGAAGAACACAAGAUGGACAAAGAAGACUGAUCACGAAUAAAGUUGGCAUGAAGAGGAAUAGCAAAUUCCGAAAUGGCAUUCACAAGCCAUGUGAACGAAAGUCAAUAUUUAGAACUGUUAAAGAUUUGAUAACUCCAAAAUGGUUAUCCAGACUUUUCACCACUGAAAAACAGCAUGAACCUAAAGAACCACAGGAGGAAGAUACAAGAACGAUGUCCAUAUUUGGAUCACUGAAAGAUCUGUUAACACCAUCAUGGUUGACCAGAUACAUCACUUUAAAUCCAGGAAACAUAAACACACAGGAUUUGAGUAAAGGCUGUAAGAAACAAACAAUUAAUAGAGACAAACAACAUCAGAAUGUUGAAAGAUCACCAGUAAAUACAUGCAACCAGAAAAAUAAUUCCAGAUGCAGUGAUAACUAUUUUCCGCAGUCAACAUCUAUUCCUCACACAGGGCCAAGAGAAGAUAUUCAUCAACAAGAUCAAAUGCCUGUUCAGAAUACUGGUACAUUCUCAUCAUCUCAGCUUCCAUUACAAUCAGGAAACAUUGAUGGGCAUGACAUAGAUAAUGAUGACAACUUUUCUAACAUUAGUGAUUAUUCUGGGUGUUCAAGUGGAUAUUCUUCUAUGAACCCACAUCAGCCGACCUGCAUUCAAGAGAAAAAAGCCCUAACAGAACUGAAUAACAAUGGUCAGGAUACUCAUAACUCGGUUUUAAAAAAAAAUGUGAAUUGGUCAGCACAGUACAAUACUAAAAGUCCAAAGAAGUCAUCAUUGACAGAAAAUUCCAGUUCAGGACUGAACUUAUUUCCAAGGAGAGCAGAUGAGGAUGCAGCAUUAACUUCCAAUAGAUUAAUUGAAAGACACUUUCAUCCUGGUGCAACAUUUGGAAGAUGUUCACCACAGAAAAGAAAAUGGAAUGAAAAUUGCAGUCCCAGUUCUCCACAUAAGAUUCCAACAAGACAGAAAAUACAAGCUAGACAUGUAACCAGCUCAAUAAACAGUAAUUUACUCAUUAGCUCGGGAGCCAAAAAUAUGGAGGGAACAUUGGAAAAACUGAAAACAGAAAUCGAAGAGUUCCACCUAACAUCUACAGACAAUGAUGUAUCAUUAUAUGAUAUUUCUAGAAAAGAUAAAUGUCACAGUGUAGGGAAAGAGAGUCAAUACAGAAAUAUUGACCAGUUAUCAGUUGUGUCAUCAAGUACUGAUAAAGAAUCAGAAGCUCAAGAUGAUUGCCAGAAAGGAUCGGCUGGUUUAAGUUCUAAAUCUGAAAUGACAUCACAUCUGAAUGGUUAUUCAAAAUCAAGCAGUGAAUUCUAUUUGACAGGUGAUAGCAAUAGUUCAGCCAAGUUUGGAGGAAAGUCAGUCUUAUACAAUAAUGGAUUUAUAGUGGAAAAAAGAUUAACAGAAUUAUCUGAAAGAAUAGAUCAACCCCAGCCUUGUAAAUAUACUUAUAGCAAAGAUUUGCCAAAACAAAAUGGUUCAUCAUUUAGCAGAUACUAUGAAUUGCAACCUUUAGAGACAGAAAUAACAUCUGAAAUCAAUGAAAGUACAAUUUCCAAGGAAUAUGUUGUCAAGGACGAAUCAGAGGUUAUGGUCAAAAGUUCAGACAACAAAUCUAGGGAAAACUCAUCUGGAGAUACCAUAACAUGUGAUACACUUAAUUCUUCUUCAAGAUUGUCAAGGACACCAAUAUUGGGAACAUCUGAGACAGCAUCUACAUCUCAAAUAUCAGAAACACCAACACAAAAUGGAGAAAUAUCUACAAUGGCAGCUGCAAUACCUAGAACUUCAACACCUUCAAUAAGCACAUCUUUGAUAUCAACAUCAGCAUCUCAGAUUUUAUUUGGUAAAUCACUUGCUUCAACAUCUUUCUUUACAAUAUCAGAAACAUCAAAAGUUUUAGCCGGAAAUUCUAAUAAAUCAACACCUACAGUUGGACAACCUCAGUCAGCUUUGCCAAUUUAUUCCACCUCUUGGGUUUCAACACCAACAUUUAGAGCUCCUCAACCACAAAUACCAACAUUAGGAACACCCCAGAUGUCAGCACCAACAGUUGCCACAUCUCUGGUAUCAACAGUUACAUUUGGAUCUCCUCAGACAUCAAUAUUUGAUAACUCAAUGGUAUCAGUACCUGCAUUUGGAACACAUCGAACAUUAUUAACAACAACUAGCACAUCACUGUUAUCAUCACCAGCAUUUGGAACAUGUCAAACAUCAGCACCAACAACUAGCACAUCACUGAUAUCACCAUCAGCAUUUGGAACACUUCAGACAUCAGCAUCAACAACUGGCACAUUACUACUAUCCAAACCAGAACUUGGAACACUUGCACCAAUGACUAGCACAUCACUGCAUUCAAUAUCAGCAUUCGGAACACAAGGAAUAUCAGCGCCGAUAACUAGCACAUCACUGCUAUCACCACCAGCAUUUGGUAAACAUCGAAUGUCAGCACCAACAACUAGCACAUCACUACAAUCAAUAUCAGCAUUCGGAACACAACGAAUAUCAGCACCUAUAACUAGCACAUCACUGCUAUCACCACCAGCAUUUGGUGAACAUCGAAUGUCAGUACAUUUUGUACCAACAACUAGCACAUCACUACAAUCAAUAUCAACAUUUGCAACACAUCAAACAGCAACAGCUAGCACAUCACUGCUAUCACCACCAGCAUUUAAAACACAUCAAACAUCAGCACCAAAUACUAACACUUCUGUGCCACUAAAAUUUAGUACAUUAGACACCUCAGCAUCAAUACUGGCACCGAUGGUCACAUCCCCAACACUUGGAACACAUACGACAUCAGAGACAGACAGAAUGACAUUUGGAAAAGUCCAAACAUCAUUAGCUACAUUUAGGCAGCCUCAGGUUACAACAAUGAAGCCUGAAAUGUCUAAUACACCACCAAUGUGUACAAUGAAGCCUGAAAUGUUUAAUACACCACCAAUGUGUACAAUGAAGCCUGAAAUGUUUAAUACACCACCAAUGUGUACAAUGAAGCCUGAAAUGUUUAAUACACCACCAAUGUGUACAAUGAUGCAAGAACAAACAUUAAAUGUUGGGGCCUCCAAUAAUGACAAUAUAGCAAAUCCUCAUAUCUCAAAACUACGAACAACUGUGUCCGGAGGUGACAACUGUGAUGCUGUGAUGAAAAGAGAACUUACCAAUCAUGUGCCUUCUACCAAAAACAUUGAGAUGUUUAUUCCUGAAUAUAGAAAACCACUUGUUUCAAGACCAAUAGAUUUGAGUGCUGAUGACUGUAAUGUUUCAGUAGUUACAUUUGAUUUAGAAACUACAGGUUUUGGUUAUGAUGCAGAUAUAGUUCAAAUAUGUGCAGAAGUUGUUCAGAUAACACCACAAAUUGUAGACAUGGAGUUCCAAACAUUCCAAGAAUAUAUAUUACCAAUCAAACCUAUUAAUCCUAAAGCUUCUGAAGUUACAGGCUUAUAUAGUGAUGCCUGCUCUCUAUAUUAUAAAGGACAAAAAGUUAAUACUUUGUCAAAAUCUGUGGCUCUAGAAAAAUUCAUAAAAUGGCUUCCACAUAAAGCAGUCCUAGUUGCUCAUAACUGUAAAAAUUUUGACUCUAAAAUUAUUGUUGCACAACUGAGCUCAGUUAAUCUCGUGAAAGAGUUUCAAUGCAAAGUGUUUGGUUUUUCAGACACACUUCACAUAUUUAAACAAAAAUUUCCUGAUAGGAAGUCUUAUAAACAAGAAAAUCUUGUAAAGGAUAUUUUAAAAAGAAGUUAUAAUGCCCACAAUGCAGUGGAUGAUGUAAAACUCUUGAACAUAUUAAUUAAAAAUUCGAAAGUCAGUCUUCAAGAUGUCAUAAAUCACAGUUUUACUGUAGAGUAUGUUCAUAAUUUUCUUACAGAAUUUAGAUGUAAAGAAGCAAGACUUAAAACCUUCAAACCUGUAUAUAUGUCUGAUGAACCAAUAAUGUCAAAGUCUUUAUGUGAGAGAGCAGCAAAGAGUGGACUGAAAUUAGAACACUUACAUUUAGCUAUAUCUUGUGAUGAUUUCGAUGGUCUACAUAGACUUUUAAGUGAAAUUGAUGAUGAUGGGAAUGUGAGAGUUACUAAAAUGAAUAGAAUAAUACAAAAUGUAUACAAUUUUUUAACUGAAAUGAAAUAAAUAUGUAUAUUUGUA